AUGCCAGUUGCCAAAGAAGCAGUCCCCAAGUCUACGCUGGCAUGCGAUUACUGUCGGCUGAAGAAGGACAAGCACCGUGUCGAAAUUGUGAGGAAGAUCCAAAGGAAGCCACGAGAAGCGAAAGAAGUCCAGCGGCUUCUCCAGAAUCGACUCGAGAAGGCGGAAGACCUUUUACGCCAGGCUGGCAUCGUUGUUCCUGCCACGCAACCCUCCUCCUCUUCCUCAAAGGAGGCUCAGAGUGGCAGUACUUGGACGGCAAAUGUGUUCUCGGAGCCUCGAACCCUGGAUGCAGAGUAUGAGCGCUCACAACUGCUGGGCAGCGAGACAUGUAUAGGCACUGAUCGACCGUCUGGCAUGGGAUCCAUAUCGACUCAGACCCAGACCCAGAACCGGAAUCAAUUCGCUAGCAAUCUUGCAUCGCCUUUCCAGCACUCACAGGUACCAUUUGGUAACUCAACUUCCGACGACAGAGACGCGAGAGAUGCAACGCUGACUCCACAUGGUAAUAUUGCUGUUGCUUCGAGCUAUACAAACACAUAUCAACCUUCAGCCACCCCGCCCGAUACGCGGCAGGCGAAUCCGACCCUCCGUCCCCUCAAACUCCAAGGAACGCCCAUUAGCACAGAGGCACUUCAGGUUCAUGGUGCCACAACCAAUCCUGCGGCAGAAUGGGUGUCCAAGCAGAUUGGCGUCUCGGGCUUCACAGAUAGUGCCGCAUCGCUCACGAGUACCGUAUAUCGCGACUUGAAGAUGCAAACGUCCAUGCAACGUGGGAGAGUGCCGGAACCGGACCUCGCAUGUGCCAGAGAUUAUGCCGCAGCAUAUUUCGACCAUGCCUUCGAAUCGGCCUUUGAUAUCGUUGAUCGAGCGUCUUUCGAAGCGCGCCUAACCGCUCAAAUUCUGAGUUCUGCUUCUGGGGAUGAUCCAGCAUGGUACGCUCUGCGCAAUGUCGUCUAUGCAUUUGGCUGCAGAGCGUCCACCUAUAGAGAGACAGUGCCAGAGUCAUGGGCGGAGGCGCAAAGGAAAUCCUGGCAGUACUUUGAAAAUGCUCUCUCAGUUCACACCGAGCUGGUUUACUUUCGAUCGAAUCUUUCCGCGGUGCAAGCGCUCUUAGCCAUGUCCCUCUUUGUUGAAGGAAUGGGCAAUCCGAAAUUGGAAUAUAUGCUCAUCAGUACCACGGUACGCCUGGCUCAGUCCAAGGGACUCCAUCUACAGCCGCCCGCGACGACCAAACUCUCAGCGGCUGAGAUAGCCCUUCGAAGCCGGCUGUUCUGGACCAUGUACUUCUAUGAGAAACAUAUUGCAUACCGAGCUUGCCGCCCAUCAAUGAUCAACGACGAUCACAUUGACUGCCAGCUUCCUGAACCCAUUGACGGACAACCUUCGAUCAAAACAGAAUUCUUCCACCAUGUUAUCCGCCAUGCACAAAUCUCAUCUUCUAUCAUUGAUCAACUGACCGCGGCAAAAGCUCGUCGACGGAAACCCAGCAAAACAAUCGAGACCGUCAACGAAAUUCACCAAAGACUCAAGUCCUGGUACGACACAGUGCCAGCGACUUUACGAUUCCGACGCUCGCAGCCAGUCCUGGCUUCUCCAGACCUACAGAUGAGUCACAUCACUUAUCUACACCUGGCAUACCACGGAAGUUUGGCAGCAAUACAUUCAGUGUUCGCCUACCCCUGGGAAUUGACACGGCUGGAGGCUGGCUCAGAUGUCGACCUGAAUCCACAGAUCGACGCAAGCACACAAACCCUUGCCGAAGCCGCCCGAAACAUCAUACUGACCACGAAAUAUCUACAUCUUUCCGCGGCAGCUCCAGCGUGGGAACUCUUCUUGUAUCCUAUUGUAGGCAUGAUCAAUCUGUUCGUCUACAUUCUCAAAUAUCCCACUCGGUCCUCUGUCCCUUCCGAUUUGGGUCUACUGCAAAUGGCUGCCGGGUACUUUGGAUACUUAGACUACGCUACGACAUCGACUAAGCGGUUCCCCUUCACAAAAGAUAUUGUAAAACUUGCUCAGAAUGCUACGGAAAGAGCGCAGGGCUCACACAGAGGCGGCAGUGAAGUCCUACCUGCAUUGACAGCCGGACUUGAAACCAACGGCAACGACGGGAUGGAUCUAUGUUCAUGGGACGAGGAAUUCGGAGAUUUUGAUGUCAACGAAAUAGGCCUGGAAAAUUUGGUCUGCUUCCUGCCCGCCCUGACUCAAGUCUCGUCAAUGGCAAUGGACACUUUGCCGGAUGGCUCGAUCGACUUUUCCAUCAGCAAGUAG
Fonsecaea nubica is the source of this 2268-nucleotide messenger RNA. RefSeq lists its product as hypothetical. Gene Ontology annotation, biological process: DNA-templated transcription. Gene Ontology annotation, molecular function: DNA binding; zinc ion binding. The record is from RefSeq and is a predicted model, not a curated record. Lineage: Eukaryota; Fungi; Ascomycota; Eurotiomycetes; Chaetothyriales; Herpotrichiellaceae. Bases 1 to 2268 code for a protein of 755 amino acids. The transcript has 9 exons.